Messenger RNA from Papaver somniferum (opium poppy), 1003 nucleotides. Its product is annotated as pathogenesis-related protein 5-like. Gene Ontology annotation, cellular component: extracellular region. The transcript has 2 exons. The record is from RefSeq and is a predicted model, not a curated record. Gene Ontology annotation, biological process: defense response. Bases 198 to 962 code for a protein of 254 amino acids. NCBI's taxonomy places the organism in Eukaryota, Viridiplantae, Streptophyta, Magnoliopsida, Ranunculales, Papaveraceae.
AGUUAUGGGUGAUUUCGCAUGAAUUAUAUAAAAACAAACUAACUGCCCAUUUUCGUUAUCACGUACCUCUCGUGGGCCCAUUAGAGAAAAUCUAAGAAAUUCCAAGUUUUUGAGGUAUAAAUACACUAGUAGCUCAUUCCUUCCAUACCAUCAAACAUACUUAAUUCUCUCUCUCUCUCUCUCUCUCAACAAAAAUCAUGGCUGCUUUGCAAAAUAUUUCUUCUCUUCAUCUACUCCUCAUGUUAGCAUUCUUCUCUUUUGGAGGGCUGAAGAAUACGGCAUCAGCGACAGUAUUUACGUUUCUAAACCGCUGUCGUUACACAGUGUGGCCAGGAACAUUAUCAGGAGAUGGUUCUGCUGCACUUGGUAAUGGAGGUUUUUCAUUACCACCAGAUGGAUCAACAACAAUAACAGCACCACCAGGUUGGUCAGGACGGUUUUGGCCACGUACCGGUUGUAACUUCGACGAAGCAGGUAAAGGUGUAUGCAAAACAGGUGAUUGUGGUGGUAGUUUAAAUUGUCAAGGUGGUGGUACACCACCAGUAAGCUUAGCUGAAUUCACUAUUGGAGUUUCUGGUACUUCGAACGAGAAGGAUUUCUACGAUGUCAGUUUGGUGGACGGAUACAAUGUUGGUUUGGGUAUUAAACCUUCUGGUGGUACAGGAAAUUGCGAGUAUGCAGGUUGUGUGACAGAUUUAAAUGGAAGCUGUCCAGCUGAGUUACAAGUGAUUGAUUCAGGUAAUGUUGUUGCGUGUAAAAGUGCCUGUGCAGCAUUUAACGCACCAGAGUUUUGUUGCACCGAAACGCAUUCGACACCUGAUACUUGUGUGCCGACUAGGUAUUCAGAAAUGUUUAAGACUGCCUGUCCUACUGCUUAUAGUUAUGCUUACGAUGAUGCUUCAAGUACAUGUACCUGUGCCGGUGCUGAUUAUUUGAUUACUUUCUGUCCUUCUGCGGCUUAGCUAAUUAAUCGAUGUUGAUCUCAAUUUUGAGAUUUUUUUUU